Ipomoea triloba (trilobed morning glory) is the source of this 1334-nucleotide messenger RNA. RefSeq names its product RNA-binding protein 24-like. Bases 40 to 855 code for a protein of 271 amino acids. The transcript has 5 exons. Gene Ontology annotation, molecular function: RNA binding. The record is from RefSeq and is a predicted model, not a curated record. Lineage: Eukaryota; Viridiplantae; Streptophyta; Magnoliopsida; Solanales; Convolvulaceae.
UUUCAUUCCCAUAUAUCCCUUUUUCCAUACCCAGCCUGGAUGGUUUUGCUAGGUUCCUCGGGCUCGAUAGGUACUCAAACUCAAGGAAAGACGAUGCGCAUGGCGGCCUCAUCGGUUUCGGGUCAGGGUCCAUUCGGGGACACGACGUACACCAAAGUUUUUGUGGGAGGGCUAGCCUGGGAGACUGGGAGCGAUUCAUUGCGUCAAUACUUCGAACAGUUUGGGGAGAUUGCAGAGGCGGUUGUGAUCAUGGAUAUGCGCACCGGCCGCUCCAAAGGCUACGGUUUUGUCACAUUCCGUGACCCUUCAGCUGCAUCCAUGGCUUGUGCCAAUCCAAAUCCCACCAUUGAUGGCCGGAGGACCAACUGUAAUUUGGCCGUAUUUGGACGCCCUCCACCAUUUCCUCUUAAUGGACAUCUAACCUCAACUCUGCCCUACCUGGGAGUGCAGGCUUUGAGGGGGAUGAAUAUGGGAAGCUCCUUUUACCAGCUACUUCCAGUUCCUUAUUAUGGCUAUCAAUCUGGAUCCCCAUAUCUUCUAUAUAGGAACUCUGCAUUUGCCACAGAAAAUGCUUAUCCUCAGAUCUAUGACAUGGCAAGCAGAGUUGGCACAAACACACUGUCAUUUGGACACGUGGGCAGCCAACCUGGUAGUCCUGGGUAUACAAUGAUGCGAGGCUAUUUUGUGUCUUCUUCUCAUAUGGUACAAUAUCUUAGACCUAAUGUCAGCGGAGCAAUCAGUACCUACAGCGUUGCUGCAAUGCAAACACCAUCUUACUCCGGUAUGAUCACGUCAUCUCCGGUGCAAUCACAAACUGUAGUUCCUGCUCAUUCUUCGAACAAUAACUCUGAAUAAGCCUCGAAUUAAGUAAAGGAAUGUGAAGUUUAUAUCUCAGUGUUGAUCUAUAUCGAUGCCUCCUGCAACGUCUCAAUGUCACAGUGUAUCAUUGGACUACAGGCCUUCCAAGAAGUCAAGAACUACUGAUCUGAAUUGCUCGGAAGAGAUCAAAUUAAAUCUGCUAUGAUCUGAUAAGAAGCAAUGUAGAGCAAUCCAGAAACUAAACCUAUUACAACGUUGGACACAACAUUGCCACAAUCAAAUAUUGAUGCUCAAGGAAAAUGCUACGGAGUAUUUAAAUCGAUUUCUUUUUUUGGUAUCAAAUGCUCUGAUUUGCAAUAAAUAUUGUAUUUUUUAUAUAGAAAAUACUACUUGGACUCCCAAAUUCUACUUCCUGUAAUCCCUCGCACAAAAGUAUGAUGUUGACAUUUUCCUUGGGACCCACAGGAUUGCCACGUCAAGGAGUAAACGUGAUGGAGUAAAGAAUGGAGCCCAUG